This is a messenger RNA of Paramecium tetraurelia, 450 nucleotides long. RefSeq lists its product as uncharacterized. The transcript has 2 exons. The record is from RefSeq and is a predicted model, not a curated record. NCBI's taxonomy places the organism in Eukaryota, Ciliophora, Oligohymenophorea, Peniculida, Parameciidae.
AUGCUUGAUCAGACUCUUAAUCUUACUUUUAAAGAUGAACAUAAUGGAGGCUUAGUUAGAUUAUAUCAUUUUAAAACAAUUCCACAUGCUAUAGUAUCAAAUAAAUUUGACCACAUAAAAUAAUACUUCCAUAUGCACUCUCCUGUCUUAGUCUCUGAAAGAGAAGAGGAUUAUGAAUUUACUUGCAAUAAUGAUGAUGAAGAAAUCACUGGGAGAACCAGAUCAAAGACUUAAGGGACUAAAAACACUUUGAAGCCAAAUAAACAUCACGAUUUGACUGAACAACUUGAUUUAGCUAUAAAACCAAAAGGAUUACUAAAAAACCGCAAUAACAAGGAGACGUAGAGUCAAAAAAAGGUCUCCUUCUCCAUUCCAUCUCAUUGCACUUUGGAAUACAGAUAAAUAGUUUAAACAGCUAUUAAUAAAUAUUAAGUGAAGUAGAAGUAAUGA